Messenger RNA from Synchiropus splendidus (mandarinfish), 1160 nucleotides. RefSeq names its product meteorin-like protein. The transcript has 5 exons. Gene Ontology annotation, molecular function: hormone activity. NCBI's taxonomy places the organism in Eukaryota, Metazoa, Chordata, Actinopteri, Syngnathiformes, Callionymidae. The coding region runs from base 84 to 983 and encodes 299 amino acids. The record is from RefSeq and is a predicted model, not a curated record. Gene Ontology annotation, biological process: positive regulation of brown fat cell differentiation; energy homeostasis.
UUCACUUCGGGUGCGCUCGAGAAUGUAGUCGCUGCUCUCCGGAACUGGACAUUUUCACAGCACAUAGCGGACCGAGGACCACCAUGCUCCGGUCCUUGCUGCUGCUCUGGAUCCCGGCUGCUCUUCUCUCCGGGGCUGGGGCUCAGUAUUCCAGCGACCAGUGCAGCUGGCGGGGAAGUGGUCUGAGUCACGAGGCCCACCACAGAGACGUGGAGCAGGUCUACCUCCGCUGCUCUCAAGGGUCUGUAGAGUGGCUGUACCCAACAGGAGCCAUCUUCAUUAACCUGCGCCCAAACACGGAACCCUCAUGGGGACACAGCCUGGGUCUCCAUGUGUGCAUCAGACCUCAUGCUCACUCUCAAGGGGCCAACAUGUAUUUGGAAAAAGCCGGGGAGUUGAAGCUGCUGCUGGCGGAGAAGGAGCAGGCCUCCGGGUCGGUGCACUGCUUCAGCAAAGACGACGGGGCUCUGUUUGUGGAGGCUGUUCCCCAGACCGACAUCAGCCGGAGGAUCACUGCUUUCCAGUAUGAGCUGGUCCCCAGUCAGGGUCCUGGCGUGCACAUGUACACACGCCUGCACUCAGGUCCAGUGGCCUGUGUGCCGUGUUCAGAUGCAGACGUUCUCAUGGCUGUGUGCACCAGUGACUUCGUGGCGAGGGGAUCAUUUCGGGGUGUCGCGAAGGUCACGGAAGACCACUCUGAAGUCAUGGUCAGUCUGAAGCAAGUGCUCCAGCAGAAGAGCAGGAUAUUUGCGUGGGGCGGAGCAAGAGUGCGGAGCUGGAGCGGACGUGUCAGUCUACCAGCGCGAUGCCACAUUCCGACGGGAGGCGAAGAGUUUCUCUUAACCGGAUCCAUUCACUUUGGCGAAGCUUGGCUCGGCUGCGCCCCUCGCUACAAAGACUUUAUCAAGAUAUACAGCAGUGCGCAGAGUGAGGGAUCCAACCCCUGUCAACUGCACCCCAGCGAAGAGCUGCCCUUCAGUUAAAGGAGGGUAUUGAAGUGAGGUGGUUUGUGUUGCAUCCAGUCAUGGGUCAUGAGUUAUUGCCCUGAAUAUGAGCUUGCUUUGUAAGAAGCUUCCUGUUUAUUUUAGUCUUCUGACAGAAGUGAAUGAUGUGCAGCUCUGUGAGUUGUUGAGUCGAAAUGUUUUUGACAAAUAUUAAAA